UUAAAAGGAAAUGUCUGUCAGAUUGUCUUCAUACUUGGAUUUGGAAUUGGUUUUUGCAUUUUGAAAAAUUUGGAGUGCUAAACGCUUCCUUCCUUUGUCUUUAGUCAAACUUAAGCCAUGGGAGACUGGGGUUUCCUCUCCAAGUUGCUCGACAAAGUGCAAUCGCACUCCACGAACAUCGGUAAGGUUUGGCUGACGGUGCUUUUAAUCUUCCGCAUCAUGGUUCUCGGUGGAAUCGAUAAAGUCUGGGGUGACGAACAGUCCAACAUGGUGUGCAACAUAAAUACGCCUGGCUGCAGAAACGUGUGCUACGAUCACCUUUUUCCCAUCUCUCACAGCCGCUUCUGGGUGCUGCAGAUCAUCUUCGUGAGCCUACCGACGAUCGUGUACCUCGGCUACGCCCUGCACGUGAUCCACGCGGAGGACAAACUGAGGCAAAAGUAUGCCGAGAAGCGAGGAAACAAACUCCCCAAAUACACCGACGACAACGGAAAGCUUCAGUACAAAGGGAGUCUCCUGCGCAUCUACGUCUCUUGCAUCCUAAUGACCAUUUUGUUCGAAGCAGGCUUCAUCGUUGGCCAGUACUACCUGUAUGGAUUCAUGAUGGAACCGAAACUUUUCUGUAAAGAACUUCCAUGUCCUCAUGUCAUCGAGUGCUUCAUGUCACGUCCGACUGAGAAGACCAUCUUCAUCUUAUUCAUGCUGGUAGUUGCAUGUGUCUCGUUGCUACUUAAUGUUGCAGAGAUCGUUUAUCUGAUCUGUCGGGCUUCCAAGGGAAAAAAGCAUCAACAGGAAUAUCUUACUGAGGAAACGCAUUGCUGAAAAUCGGAUGAAAUCCAGUCUGGGUUUGUUUUUGUUUGUUUUUAACUGAAAAAAUUUAUUUACCAUUGCACAAUGUGGAGAAUAAGGGGUGUAACACUACACCAAGACAAUAAUAAUAAAAAGUCCUAAUAAGUAAUAAUAUCUAUAUAAUAAACUAUAAUAUAUAUAUUAUAUCAAUGAAGUCAAGCCAAGUUUAUUUCUAUAGAGCUUUUCUCAAAGCAGCUUUAC
Silurus meridionalis is the source of this 1050-nucleotide messenger RNA. RefSeq names its product gap junction protein alpha 12.2 (gene gja12.2). Gene Ontology annotation, biological process: cell communication. Gene Ontology annotation, cellular component: connexin complex. The coding region runs from base 118 to 822 and encodes 234 amino acids. NCBI's taxonomy places the organism in Eukaryota, Metazoa, Chordata, Actinopteri, Siluriformes, Siluridae. The record is from RefSeq and is a predicted model, not a curated record. The transcript has 2 exons.